UUUGCGUCCUGCGCCUCAGUGACACCGUGCGUGUUUUCACCGUGUGAAGCUCUCCGGAAGCAAAGUUACAGCCGUUACAUGUGAGAAGCGACUGGGAUUUAUCGCCUCUUGCAUAAUAAGAAUAAUAACAACAACAACAAGAACACACGGUCAACGCGUCAGGGCAGCAGCGCGCGCUGUUGAGGUCGACAGUGGAGCGGACCUGUGACUGAAGACGGACAGCACCGGGGGACCGGGACCAGGACCAGACUCUGCAGUCUGAGAAUUGCCCUGCAUAUAAAGAUCAACCUCACCUUUGUGUGAACUUUGAAAACUUCUGCUCUCUCUUUUUUUCGGGGGGGAUUUGGAGACUUUGGCACACUUUUACGCACGCCUCCGUGGAAGCAGCGCAACCUCCAAAUUAAGAGUGUUACGAAACUUUCACGCCGCGACAUGCUGCAGUGACUUGAGUCCACCGUCCGUGGACUUCAUCUGAAAGUUGUAAACAGCGGGAGGGAGGCGACGGGAGGGGAGGGCGAUGCCUGGAAAGUAACUCUGACGCACCGAGCACCGACUGCUUGGAUCGAGCACAGGCGAGGACAGUUAAUCACAGGGAGAGAAGCAAGUGGACUGCGGGAGAGGUGAAGCGAGGACAAGACAGGUUGGUGUCUCCACAUUUCACCGGACUCGAGUUUCAGCCGCAGCGGGGGCCUCCUGGUAUUAAAGCGCAUUUGAGGUGGGAUAAGUUGUCAACAAGAGCAGGCGAGCGGAGGUGAACUGGCAGGUGUACAAGUUCAUUUACAUGCAUACGUAUAUUCACGCCACUAUAUAUAGAAGUUGUCUUAGGGACGAGCAGCCUUAAUAAGUUUCUCCACCCACCCGCUGGCCCCGCUGCAGCCCCGCGCACCGGGCGUGUGCGUGCGUCUAUAUAUACACCGCACAGGCUUUUAUUCCCCUUCGCAAUCUGUAUCCCAGAGCGCUGCCCGCCGUCGGUUUGGCUGUGAGGGCAGGAGUCGUCGCAUGGACUGACAUGGCCACCGACCUCGCCAUGAGCGCAGAGCUGCCCAACAGCCCGCUGGCCAUCGAGUACGUCAACGACUUUGACUUAAUGAAGUUCGAGGUGAAGAAGGAGCCGCCGGAGGCCGAUCGCUACUGCCACCGCCUCCCGUCGGGCUCCCUCUCCUCCACGCCGAUCAGCACACCCUGCUCCUCCGUGCCUUCCUCGCCCAGCUUCUGCGCCCCGAGCCCGGGCGCGCAGCCCAACCAGAGCCUCUCCAGCGGGGUCAACGGCAGCAGCGGCGCCAGCAACAACAGCAGCGGCACCAAUAAUCACAGCAACGCGGGCGGCAAGCCUCAGCUGGAGGACCUGUACUGGAUCCCCAGCUACCAGCACCACAUCAACCCCGAGGCGCUCAACCUGACCCCCGAGGACGCGGUGGAGGCCCUCAUCGGCAACGCACACCACCAUCACCACCACCACCAGGCCUACGAGGGCUUCCGCGGGCAGCAGUACGUUGGCGAGGACCUGUCCACGGCCUCGACGGCCCACCACCACCAGGCGCAUCAUCACCACCAUCACCACCACCACGGCCACCACGUCCGCCUGGAGGACCGCUUCUCCGACGAUCAGCUGGUCAGCAUGACGGUGCGGGAGCUCAACCGGCAGCUGCGCGGCUUCAGCAAGGAGGAGGUGAUCCGCCUGAAGCAGAAGAGGCGCACGCUGAAGAACCGCGGCUACGCGCAGUCCUGCCGCUUCAAGCGCGUCCAGCAGCGGCACAUGCUGGAGACGGAGAAGUGCACGCUGCAGAGCCAGGUGGAGCAGCUGAAGCAGGACGUGGCGCGUCUCGCCAAAGAGAGGGAUCUUUAUAAGGAGAAGUACGAGAAGCUGGCGAGCCGGACCUACAAUACCGGCGGACCCGCGAACACAAGAGAUCCGUCCGGGAAACAGGCCAACACCGACUUCUUCAUGUGAGAGACUCGUGAUUUAUUUGUAGCAUAGACUGUGAAGAACUGCGCCGUCACCCACGAACACAACAACUUUAAUUUAUAUACUUUUUAUUUUUCUGCCUUUGUGUUUUUUGUUUACAGUUUGACAACAGAGACUUUUGAAAAAAACCACCGCAUCUUAACAAAUACGCAGCAGUGGCGCACAAAAGUAAUCCUUGUGCGCACUGUUUCAGUCUUAAAGGUGUUUUUUUUUCCUGUUUGUUUGUUUGUUUGUUUUCGGCUCAGCUUCAGUUCAGCCCACAGCGACCUGUCAUGUCGUGACGUGGACACAUGGGAUCAUGAUGUAAACAUGACUGUCUUAACUCAGAGGUGAUUUCGUCUUAAAGCUUAUGGGGUGAGGAGUUUUUUUUUUCCUUUUCCUUUUUUCUCUUUUUUAUUAUUAAUGACACUGGACUGACACAGAAGCAGAGACAAAAAAAAAAAGCAAUACACCGCCUCUCCUUUCAGCUCCACGGACUGUUCGUGUCACAGAGUGGGGGCGGCCUGUGACGCAGAGAAUGAACAAACACUUUUCUCUCUCUUUCUCUCUCUCUCUCCCCCUCCAAACAAAAACUUGCAAGUCUAUAUAUUAUUAUAAUUUCCCCAUCCCCACGUGCAACCCAGCAUGCAGGACAUGUAUGGAAACCUCCAGUCAUCUCCCACGAUCCUUCCACAUGUAUGGAAAGCAUGGCCCACUGUUCUCUCCUCCUCCUCCUCCCCAUCCCUCUCUCCCUCUCCCUCUCAUCCUUCCUCCCCAUCCUUUCAGGCCUGGGUAAACGCAAGAAGCCACUGAAAAUGUUUUCCUCCAUUAAAAUAGAAAUAAAAAGAAAGUGAGAGUGGAGCAAGGACAGAGGACUGAAACACACAAAUGAACAAUCUGCUUCUGCGAGAAACAACAACAUGGAUGCGUCUUUAACUGCUAUUUUCAAUCAUUUUUUUAAUUGUUUUAAAGAAGAAAAAAACAACACAGAUAACCUGAGCCAGAUUUUAGACUUUACUGUAUUUAUUUCCAAAACUGUACAUAAAUAACAUGUGGAGAAGAGAGAGCGAGCGAGCGAGCAGUAAACUGUGGUCUUUUACCUUCUCUCUCUCUCUCUCUCUCUUUUUAAAGACAAACUGCUUUUGUUUUUCUCUUUUUUCUGUUGCUCGGAUUAUUCGACAUGUCUUAAUACAAAUGUUUGUAUGUUGCAGCAUGCAAAUCGUCUAUGCUAUCCUCUCCUCCUCCUCCUCCUCUUCCUCUUCCAUGUGUAAUGUCAAACCUUAACUGCACUAAGAUGAGAUCAAACUGGGUGUAAAUUUGAUGGACAAGGCUCUGCGUUCGCUGCUAAAACUCUAUGCACCAACCUGAUGAUUUUAAAACGAAGGGAGACUUUGGUUAAACUGCAUUUUCUUUGUUUUUUUACUUUAGAUAUUUGUAAAAGGAACACUUUCUGGGGCCUGCGGGGUUUAUUUACUCUGCAGCCUGGUGUCUUAAUAAGAGUGGAUGAUGGAUGGAUGGAUGGAUGCUUAGACUCUGUCCAAGAAAGGAGGAAAAAAGCUUAGAUAUAAUGUGCAAUAUUGUGCAGAAGUGUCCGAUGAUUAGAUCAGUCCACCUGUUGGAUCGGAGGCACGUGCAGGGAGAGAGAGGGAGAGAGGGGGGAUAAGAAAAUAAAAAGCAAACGCACACAAAAACAUGCUCUUUUAAUCUGAGAUUGUAUUUAUUAUUAUUAUUAUUAUUAUUAUUAUUAUUGGAACAGAAAUGUGUGAUUUAUUGCGACCAAUGUGUAAAUUAAUCUUUGAAUAAAAAUGUAGGAGGCGAGACACAAAUUCUCUUCUUUUUUUAAAUUUGUUUUUAAUUUAAUUCCUUAUAUAAAUAUAUAUUUUCUUUAAUUUAAAAUAAUAAUAAAAAUCACCCAAAUUCGAUUCGAAAAAAACACAGUUAAAUGAAACGAAAUAAUCGGAGGCGAGCCCGGAGAGCCAACUUCUGCACAGUGCUGUAAAUGUAUAUCUGUACAUAUGAUUUCUAUAUUUAUUCAAUGAACAGUUAGUGUCCCUGACGUGUCAACAACAACAAAAAAAAAACAAACAACAAAAACCAGUGGAACGUUGUCGAGAAUCUUGUUUUCAUAAUGUUUAAUAAAAAGUUCUGUCCCAACACA
Solea solea (common sole) is the source of this 4103-nucleotide messenger RNA. RefSeq names its product MAF bZIP transcription factor Aa (gene mafaa). Gene Ontology annotation, molecular function: RNA polymerase II cis-regulatory region sequence-specific DNA binding; DNA-binding transcription factor activity, RNA polymerase II-specific. NCBI's taxonomy places the organism in Eukaryota, Metazoa, Chordata, Actinopteri, Pleuronectiformes, Soleidae. The coding region runs from base 1010 to 1951 and encodes 313 amino acids. The record is from RefSeq and is a predicted model, not a curated record. Gene Ontology annotation, cellular component: nucleus. Gene Ontology annotation, biological process: regulation of transcription by RNA polymerase II. The transcript has a single exon.